GCCUUCAGUCUUCAGUCGUCUACCUGCCCGUGGUCAAGCAAGCAACGCAACCGCUGCCGCAAGCACUGCUCUUCGCGUUCCUCCACAACGGCGUGUGUCUUCGUCCAGGCUUGCUCCAGCGCCGUUCAGCGCUUUCCGGCCGGCCUGCAAGGAGAAGUGAAACUCGAACACCGGACCCCAGUCGAAUGAGCAUGGAGGCCCUGUCGGACGAGGUGAUGCUGCGCAUCUUCGCCCCGCUCUCCGGCACCGCGCUGCUGGACGUGGUGCCGCUCGUGUGCAAGCGCUGGCAGAAGCUCAGCCGCGACCCCCGGGCCUGGGAGGGCGUGGCGGUGUGGGGCCGCGAGUACUGCCGCACUGAGGCCGAGAAGGAGACUCCCCCCGUGGACGCCCGCGUGCUGCUCCACGCGCCCGCCGUGCGACGCAUCAACAUCGGCAGCCAAUGGGACCGCUGGAUGGUGUCGGCCUUCACUCGCUCCAAGGCCGUGGUGUUGCACAAGCUGUACUUCGACGCCAUUGGGUGGAAGAUUCUGCCCCGGGCCGCCCGGGUGGCGUUGCUGGACAUGCUGUGGCGCAGCCGCGACUGCGUGCGCGAGGUGCACAGCCUGCAGUUCGACAAGGGCGACGAGGCUGCUGCAGCCGGCGGUCCCCUCCGCGACUCUGAGGGGCGCUCUCCUCUGGCGAUCCUGGCCCAGUUGAAGCGGCUGCACGCACUGGGUUUGGACAUGGACGAGGGCUACCCGUACGCCCGUGAGCUGGCCGCGGGAUUUCCUGAGCUGCGAGAACUACAGGUCAACACGUACAGGGCAGCGAAGUUGCCCGAGCUGCUGACGGUGGACCUGCUGACAGCGGUCGCACCGACCCUCCGUGACGUGGACCUGCACGGGGACCUCCCCCCUCCCCCUGUCAUGCUUAAGGCUCUGUCCAAGUGCAAGUCACUCCGCCAGGUGCGCGCCCACGACAAGGUGAUGAAUUCACUGCGCGGCAUGCAGCACAUCGAGGAAAUGACCAUCUUCGUGUGGCAGGACUCUCGGGUGUCCAAUCGAGUGAAGGCCAUCCUGGAGGUCUGCCAGACGCUGGGCAAGCUCUUCAAGUUGAACCUCAACAUCUGGAGCAGCUACCGCGGAACGAGCCGUCAGGUGGAGCAGGCUGAGUGCAAGCGACACAUCAGAGCCUACGAGAGGAAAAAGAUGUCCGACGUGAACCUCAGAAUGGGGUGGUAGACUUCAGUAAAGGAUGUUGAGUUACACGCCUUCAGCGAAGUUAAUAUUCUAGCACUUGAAUGAGAAUGAUUUUAGCUUGCCCUCUGGCGUUCCAUGAAAUUUAUCUGUCAAACUAUCGGGAGCGCGUGUGUUAGUACCAUCAGUCCUAAACUGAUUGUACCGGGACUAACUCCGUAGCUGAGUGACUUUUAAUGUUGGCCUUAUAGCCAACUCCUUAGGCGCGGAGUGUUGUGGACCGAUAGUUCUCCUGCAAAUAUAAUAUGUAAUCAGGCAAGUUACUGCACAGACCUGCCAUGAAUUUUACGUUCUUUUACCUAACGUUUUCAGAGUGCUCUUCUCUUUCAUUUUGUUCAUUGAUCGGUAUGAACAUCUAACUAUGUAACCUGGAAUGUAUUGAGUAAAGCAUUAACAGAAUACA
Messenger RNA from Thrips palmi, 1638 nucleotides. RefSeq lists its product as uncharacterized. The record is from RefSeq and is a predicted model, not a curated record. Gene Ontology annotation, molecular function: protein binding. NCBI's taxonomy places the organism in Eukaryota, Metazoa, Arthropoda, Insecta, Thysanoptera, Thripidae. The transcript has 5 exons. The coding region runs from base 186 to 1220 and encodes 344 amino acids.